This is a messenger RNA of Sebastes umbrosus (honeycomb rockfish), 2532 nucleotides long. RefSeq names its product cap methyltransferase 2 (gene cmtr2). Gene Ontology annotation, biological process: 7-methylguanosine mRNA capping. NCBI's taxonomy places the organism in Eukaryota, Metazoa, Chordata, Actinopteri, Perciformes, Sebastidae. The transcript is spliced from 3 exons. The record is from RefSeq and is a predicted model, not a curated record. Bases 101 to 2377 code for a protein of 758 amino acids. Gene Ontology annotation, molecular function: methyltransferase cap1 activity. Gene Ontology annotation, cellular component: nucleus; cytoplasm.
CCGCCCUCUCAGUAGUGCGCAUGCGCAGUGUUGUUGUGAGUCACGUGAACGCGUGGUUCCGGUUCCUCUCUGUGACAGCAGCUACAGUCCGGUGUGGAGGAUGAGCUCAGGCAAAGGGUCCAGGAGGAAAGUCCGCAAGCUGCAGCAUUCCAACAACGCGGUGGCGUUUGACCCUGAAACACUGACUGAGAUUCAAAGUCUUUUUAGUAAAGUCAGAACCUAUGUGAAACCUCCCGAUGGGGAGUGGUGCGUCCCCGACCCAAACGCUCUUCUCAGACACCCUGCGGAGGAGCACAGCCGGCUGCAGACUCUGAAGGUGUCGCUUAAUGAUGUAAAGAACCGGCUCAGUGACAAGAACGUCGAGGUCUGGCACCAGCACACCAACUCCACCAAUCGAGCCGGGAAGGUGAUUGCCGCCGUGCGUUCUGCUGCCAACGCAGAGGUCUGCACUCAGGCCUGGUGCAAGUUCUGUGAGAUCCUGGGAACCUUUAGCCUUCUUCCAGAGGAGGCUCUUCAAAACGGAGAGCUGAACACGGUCCACCUGUGUGAAGCUCCGGGGGCUUUUAUAACCGCUCUGAACCACUACAUCAAAACCAGCGAGUCCACACGCUACUGUGACUGGACGUGGGCCGCCAACACUCUCAACCCGUACCACGAGGCUAACGGCGGCAGCACGACGAUCGUAGAUGAUCGGCUGAUUGCUAACACGCUGCCAUGGUGGUUCUUUGGCUCGGACAACACGGGCAACAUCAUGGUCCAGAAACAUGUGCUGGAGCUGAAGGCGUUUGUGGCGAACAUGCGUAGAGUAGACGUGGUGACGGCAGAUGGUAGUUUUGACUGUCAGGAGAACCCAGACGAGCAGGAGGCGCUUGUGGCGUCGCUGCAUUACUGCGAGGUCACGGCUGCACUGCUGCUCCUGAGCCCCGGUGGCUCCUUCGUGUUGAAGAUGUUCACCCUGUAUGAACACGCCUCCGUCUGCUUACUCUACCUGCUCAACUGCUGUUUCCGCUCAGUCAACGUCUUCAAACCCGCCACCAGCAAGUCAGGCAACUCUGAGGUUUACGUCGUGUGUCUGAACUAUGACGGCAAGGAAGCCGUGAAGCCUCUGCUUGCCAAACUGAUACGUAACUACGGACCACAUCUGGCUGACCGAGAGGCACUUUUCCCAACCUCGCUCAUCCCGGAGUCGUUUCUGAAGCAGCAUGAAGACGUGUGCUCGUUCUUCCACGCGCUGCAGGUGGAGACAAUCACAGAAAACCUGCGACUGUUUGAAGGAAUGAGCAGCGAGCAGAGGCAGCGGCUCGACUACAUCAGGGACUGCACGGCUCAGGAAUACCUGCAGCGAUUCAAGGUGAGCUUCCUUCAGCGGAGUCGAUGGAUCUCUCGUAACACGGUGAAUCCCGCCUGCUGCAGCGUCUCGGCGGGCCGACCUCUGGGACAGAAGAAGCAAACAGGCUCCUUCAAUGAGCGGAGGGAAUUGCAGACCCUGAGCUGGAGGGAGCGCAUCGAGAGGGGUUGCCAUGCCACUGGGAUACAGAAACACUGCACCGAGGCCGCUGGGACCGGCUGCACGCUGGAAGGACCCCUGUCCGAGUGCCAAGUGGAUUCAUGGUACAUUGUCAUCGGGGCUGCACUGCCUGCAGUCAGAAACUCUCCGUUCUGUGAAGUAGGAUUGUUGAACCACCUGAAUGAAGCCCUGAUGGACUCAGCUGUAGACUGGACUCACGCGCCUCCCUGCGACUCUUGCCAUGCGGUUUCCACGGCCUCCAUCUUUUCCGAUGUUGCAGCUCUUUGCAUCCCCUCGGCUGACAGUGAUGAGAACAGAAAGCAGAGUCAGUGUUUGGUGUUUGGCAGCAGCUCCGCGUGGGGUGACUGUGAAAGCCAACUGGGGGAUUUAGUCUUAACAUUUUCCGCAGAGCCUUCAGCUCCUCAAAGAGGCCGCAUCACGCUGCACGACGGGGAGCCGCUGUACCAGCGGCAGCUCUUAGCUUGUGUUGUGUUUUCCCUGCAGACCCUGAACUCUGGGGAUGCCUUGCUGCUGCCGGUGUUAUCUGCCUUCACCCGUGUCACCGCAGCUGUUGUGCUCUGCCUGCAUGUGUGUUUUCGCUCGGUCACGUUCAGGUGUCCGCCCCCCUCAGGUGUAGUCGGGACAGUGCUGGUGUGUGUCGGCUUCUGCCCUGAAGCUGCUGCAGGAGUCCUCCCGUUUCUCACUGACGUCCAUACCUGCAUGGGUCAGUUGUUAAGAAGAGAGGAGGACAAUCAGGUGCUGCAGUUUGUUCCCAUGGAGGAGCUGCUGACAGGAGGACUGACUGAGUUCCUGCGGACAAUGAACUCUGAAAUCAUCCAACAGAGGCUGCAUUUGCUCAUGCAACCAUAGUGCAGUUUAGUGAGCUAAAUUUCACAUACAGCUGGCAAAUCGCCUGUGGUUUUAAUGAGUCCAGUGAGCUGAAUUAUAGGCCGGCUUCACCCCUAGGGCACCGAUGUUAAAAUUAUGUUUGUCUUUUCUAUCAGUAAAAGUCGUAUCACACAGUC